Messenger RNA from Triticum turgidum subsp. durum (durum wheat), 1842 nucleotides. The record is from the annotation of a GenBank genome assembly. NCBI's taxonomy places the organism in Eukaryota, Viridiplantae, Streptophyta, Magnoliopsida, Poales, Poaceae.
AUGAAGUACGUGGUGGUGACCGGCGGCGUGGUGAGCGGGCUGGGCAAGGGCGUCACCGCCAGCAGCAUCGGCGCCGUGCUCAAGGCCUGCGGCCUCCGCGUCACCACCAUCAAGAUCGAUCCAUACCUCAACACCGACGCUGGCACAAUGUCUCCGAUCGAGCACGGCGAGGUCUACGUUUUGGAAGACGGUGGAGAGGUGGACUUGGACCUUGGGAACUAUGAACGUUUUCUGGACAUCAAAUUGACCCGUGACCACAAUAUAACCACAGGAAAGGUCUAUCAGGCUGUCAUUGACAAAGAAAGGAGAGGUGACUACUUGGGGAAAACCGUCCAGGUUGUGCCACAUAUCACAGAUGAAAUUCAGGAUUGGAUCGAACGCGUGGCGAUAAAGCCGGUCGACGGUAAAGAAGGGCCUCCUGAUGUUUGUGUAAUAGAGCUCGGUGGCACUAUAGGGGAUAUUGAAUCAAUGCCUUUUAUUGAAGCAUUAGGUCAAUUUUCAUACCGUGUCGGACCUGGAAACUUCUGCCUGGUCCACGUCAGCCUUGUUCCGGUACUAAAUGUAGUUGGUGAACAGAAAACUAAGCCUACCCAACAUAGUGUUCGUGGCCUAAGGGGACUUGGGUUGGCACCUGACAUUUUGGCAUGCCGCAGUACCGAGCCACUGGAGGAACAUGUGACAACCAAGCUCUCACAAUUCUGCAAUGUGCCAAUCCCAAAUAUUGUGAACCUCCAUGACGUUACAAACAUUUGGCAUAUCCCCUUGUUGCUAAGGGACCAGAAGGCACAUGAAGCCAUUCUGAAAGUUUUAGAUCUUCAGCUUGUUGGCAAAGUACAUCGAGAACCUAAGUUGUCUGAAUGGACCGAAAGAGCCAGCAAGUUUGACAAACUGAAAACUCCGGUUAAGAUCGCCAUGGUUGGAAAAUAUACCGGCCUGUCGGAUUCUUAUCUAUCUGUUUUAAAGGCUCUCUUGCACGCAUCAGUUGCUAUGGAAAGGAAACUUGUACUGGAGUGGGUUCCUUCCUGUGAUCUUGAAGAUUCUGCAGCCAAAGAGACCCCUGAAGCCCAUCAGAAAGCAUGGAGACUACUGAAGGGUGCGGACGGUGUGCUUGUUCCUGGAGGCUUCGGAGAUAGAGGAGUUGAGGGCAAAAUUCUCGCUGCGACAUAUGCACGGGAGAAGAAUGUUCCUUAUCUUGGCAUUUGCUUGGGUAUGCAAGUCGCUGUGAUCGAGUUUGCCCGUUCGGUUAUGAAACUAGAUGGCGCAAAUAGCACAGAGUUUGACCCGGCCACAGCAUCACCCUGUGUCAUCUUCAUGCCAGAGGGCUCCAAAACCCAAAUGGGGGCGACGAUGCGCCUUGGAUCAAGGAGGACGCAUUUCCUAGCCAAUAACUGCAAAUCCGCAAAGCUGUAUGGCAAUGCUACCUCCAUCGAUGAAAGACAUCGACAUAGAUAUGAGGUGAACCCUGAAAUGGUUCCAUUGCUUGAGAAGGCGGGUCUUUCAUUUGUUGGCAAGGAUGAAAGUGGAAGACGCAUGGAGAUCAUUGAGCUGCCGAAUCAUGUGUUCUUCAUCGGUGCACAAUUCCAUCCUGAAUUCAAGUCAAGACCAGGAAAGCCAUCUCCGCUUUUCUUAGGGUUAAUAGCGGCAGCAUCCGGACAACUAGACCUGCUGCUCAAGCGCAGCUGCGGCGUCAUCAGUUCGAAACCGACACCACCCAGAUAUAGCACCAACGGCACCGGCACUGCGGUCCUGGCCAUAAAACCUUACCUCAACGGGCACGCGAAGAAGGCACUCACCAGUUUGGUGAACGGAUGCUACGCGAAUGGCAACGGCAUCCACAUCUAA